This is a messenger RNA of Suricata suricatta (meerkat), 2903 nucleotides long. It is a transcript of the gene PLOD1, whose product is annotated as procollagen-lysine,2-oxoglutarate 5-dioxygenase 1. The record is from RefSeq and is a predicted model, not a curated record. The transcript has 18 exons. Gene Ontology annotation, cellular component: endoplasmic reticulum. Gene Ontology annotation, biological process: peptidyl-lysine hydroxylation. Gene Ontology annotation, molecular function: iron ion binding; procollagen-lysine 5-dioxygenase activity; L-ascorbic acid binding. Bases 72 to 2183 code for a protein of 703 amino acids. NCBI's taxonomy places the organism in Eukaryota, Metazoa, Chordata, Mammalia, Carnivora, Herpestidae.
CGCCAGCCCCGUCGCGAAGUUUCUAGCCUGCGAGCGCCGCGGGGACGGCUGGACGUCUGCAGACCCGGGCCAUGCGGCCGCUGCUGCUCUUGGCCCCGCUGGGCUGGCUGCUCCUGGCCCUGGCCGAAGCGAAGGGCGACGCCAAGCCGGAGGACAACCUCUUAGUCCUCACAGUGGCCACGAAGGAGACCGAGGGGUUCCGACGCUUCAAGCGUUCAGGCCAGUUCUUCAACUACAAGAUCCAGGCGCUGGGCCUGGGGGAGGACUGGAAUGGGGAGAAGGGGACGCCGACGGGCGGUGGGCUGAAGGUUCGGCUGCUGAAGAAAGCUCUGGAGAAGCACGUAGAUAAGGAGAACCUGGUCAUCCUCUUCACAGACAGCUACGACGUGGUGUUUGCAUCGGGGCCCCGGGAGCUCUUGAAGAAGUUCCGGCAGGCCAGGAGCCAGGUGGUGUUCUCGGCUGAGGCGCUCAUCUACCCCGACCGCAGGCUGGAGGCCAAGUACCCCGCGGUAUCCGAUGGCAAGAGGUUCCUGGGCUCUGGAGGUGAGGAGUGUGGCCCGGUGCUCUCUUUCCUACAGGAGCAGAUCAACAUCACCCUGGACCACCGCUGCCGUAUCUUCCAGAAUCUGGAUGGAGCCUUGGAUGAGGUGGUGCUCAAGUUUGAAAUGGGCCACGUGAGAGCGAGGAACCUUGCCUACGACACCCUUCCGGUCCUGAUUCACGGCAAUGGGCCCACCAAGCUGCAGCUGAACUACCUGGGCAACUACAUCCCACGCUUCUGGACCUUCGAGACAGGCUGCGCUGUGUGUGACGAGGGUCUGCGCAGCCUCAAGGGCAUCGGGGAGGAAGCUCUCCCCACAGUCCUGGUCGGCGUGUUCAUCGAGCAGCCCACGCCGUUCCUAUCCCUGUUCUUCCGGCGGCUCCUCCGCCUCCACUACCCCCGGAAACAGAUGCGGCUUUUCAUUCACAACCAUGAGCAGCACCACAAGGCUCAGGUGGAGGAGUUCCUGGCAGAGCAUGGCAGCGAGUACCAGUCUGUGAAACUGGUGGGCCCCGAGGUGCGGGUGGCAAACGCUGAUGCCAGGAACAUGGGCACAGAUCUGUGCCGGCAGGACCGUGGCUGCACCUACUACUUCAGCGUGGAUGCUGAUGUGGCCCUGACGGAGCCUAAAACCCUGCGCCUGCUGAUCGAGCAGAACAAGAACGUCAUCGCCCCGUUGAUGACCCGCCACGGGAGGCUGUGGUCGAACUUCUGGGGGGCCCUGAGCGCAGAUGGCUACUAUGCCCGCUCUGAGGACUAUGUGGACAUCGUGCAGGGGCGGCGUGUUGGCGUCUGGAACGUGCCCUACAUCUCCAACAUCUACCUGAUCAAGGGCAGUGCCCUGCGGGCUGAGCUGCAGCAGACAGACCUGUUUCACCACAGCAGGCUGGACCCCGACAUGGCCUUCGGUGCCAAUAUCCGGCAGCAGGAUGUGUUCAUGUUCCUGACCAACCGACACAGCUUCGGCCACCUGCUCUCCCUGGACAGCUACCAGACCAGUCACCUCCACAACGACCUCUGGGAGGUGUUCAGCAACCCUGAGGACUGGAAGGAGAAGUACAUCCACGAGAACUACACCAAGGCCCUGGCGGGGAAGCUGGUGGAGAUGCCCUGCCCAGAUGUCUACUGGUUCCCCAUCUUCACGGAGACAGCCUGUGACGAGCUGGUGGAGGAGAUGGAGCACUACGGCCAGUGGUCCCUGGGAGACAACAAGGACAACCGCAUCCAGGGCGGCUACGAAAAUGUGCCAACCAUCGACAUCCACAUGAACCAGAUCAGCUUCGAGCGGGAGUGGCACAAGUUCCUGGUGGAGUACAUCGCCCCCAUGACCGAGAAGCUCUACCCGGGCUACUACACCAGGGCCCAGUUCGACCUGGCCUUCGUCGUCCGCUACAAGCCCGACGAGCAGCCGUCCCUCAUGCCGCACCACGACGCCUCCACCUUCACCAUCAACAUCGCCCUGAACCGGGUCGGCGUGGAUUACGAGGGCGGGGGCUGUCGGUUUCUGCGCUACAACUGCUCGGUCCGCGCCCCACGGAAGGGCUGGGCCCUCAUGCACCCCGGGCGACUCACGCACUACCACGAGGGGCUCCCCACCACCAGGGGCACCCGCUACAUCGCCGUGUCCUUCGUCGAUCCCUAACUGGCCAGGCCGGGCCACCUCGGACCUCUUCCUCUUUGCCAACAACCACUGCCAGGCGGCACUCUGGGGCCUCGGGGCUCCAGGGCACCCGGUCCAGCCUCCAGGCUCUUGACCUCCAUUGCUCUUGGGGCCGCCGUUGGGAGAGAUUUGGCCGCGAGCCGGAGGCCACCUCCUUGGCUGGGGCUUUCCUGGUGCUCUGGACCUGGCCCAGGGAGAUACUGUUCGUGCUCAUUGCUUUGUGGCAACGCACCCUUUCCCACCCAUCUUCCUGAAAUGCCCAGUCCCCUUCGUCUGCUUCUUCCACGAGGCGGGACUUGAGCAGAACAGGGGCUGAGCCGGCUGCCCAGAGGUGCUCCGGGUGUGAGGAAGGAGCCCUGGCACAUCUCCCGGGCAGAGCUGCAGCCCCAGGACCUCUGCUCCCAGCAGACACGGAGACCAGAUCAGAUUCAUGCCCCCUCCCUGCCCCUGGGACUGCCGAAGCCCCUUCCUCCGUGGCUCCUGUUGUGGGAGCAACCUGCUGUCCCCCGGAGAUGAUGACUCAGAAACCCCCCUGGGGGACAGGACAGGCAUGGAUGCCACAGCUCCAUCCUUUGCAACAGAGGCGGUGGGGGGGGGGGGAGAUGUCCACACACUGCAGUGACUCACCCUGUCCCGAUGCCUCUGGGGAGAGGGACAGAUGGAGACAGGAGAGUUUCUAUUAAAGAUCAUUCACACCACAGA